Molecule: messenger RNA, 1206 nt
Organism: Cornus florida
Lineage: Eukaryota; Viridiplantae; Streptophyta; Magnoliopsida; Cornales; Cornaceae
Product: E3 ubiquitin-protein ligase RSL1-like
Exons: 2
Coding region: 79-981 (300 amino acids)
Biological process (GO): protein polyubiquitination; ubiquitin-dependent protein catabolic process; positive regulation of proteasomal ubiquitin-dependent protein catabolic process
Cellular component (GO): cytoplasm; ubiquitin ligase complex
Molecular function (GO): ubiquitin protein ligase activity; zinc ion binding; ubiquitin conjugating enzyme binding
Source: RefSeq, a predicted model, not a curated record
UCCUUUUAUAUGUUGGAUCAUACACAGACUGCAUAAUUUGUAUAGAGAAGAAAGGUCACCACAAUAAGCCGUGCAAAUAUGGCAAAAUUAGAAUCAACAUCUGAUGUUCAAUUUGUGGAUGACUUCUACUUCUCUGCUCUGCUCUUUGAUCAUGAAAAUGAAGAAAUUCAUAUUUUCCCAAUAUCAGAUGCCAAGUAUGCUGAAGAGCUGCAGUUCCAAGAGGUUCUAAUGGUCUCUUUGAUCAAUGCUGACCAAAUGUCCAGCAAUGUCGCGCCAUCGACAACCCGAGAAACUCCAGCUUCCAAGUCAGAAGUGGUACCAAUUGAGAUUGAAAAAGAAGUUGGCGAAUCGUCGCACAGCUUCUGCGAAAUUUGUGUGGAGAAGAAAGGGACUGAUGACAUGUUUAGGAACCAAACAUGUCACCACUCCUUCUGUUCUGACUGCAUAAGCAAACAUGUUGCUACCAAGAUCCAAGAGAACAUGAGAGUUGUUAUGUGCCCGGGUUUGGACUGCCAAGGAGUGGUAGAGCUCGAUGCGUGUAGGCCGAUGAUUGUAAGGGAAGUGCUUGAAAGGUGGGAUGAAAUGGUGUGCGAGUCUAUGAUUUCGGCAUCAGAAAGAUUUUAUUGUCCUUUUAGGGACUGCUCUGCCAUGAUGGUUAAUGACAGUGUUGGAGAAGUCAUCAGGGAGUCUGUGUGUCCUGCGUGCCGGAGACUGUUCUGCGCGCAGUGUUAUGUCCCGUGGCAUCCGGGGAUCGAGUGCGAAGAGUUUCAGAGAUUGAAUGAGGAUGAAAGAGGGAAAGAAGAUCUGAUGGUGAGAGAGCUUGCUAAGGAGAAGAAGUGGAUGAGAUGCCCAGAGUGCAAAUUUUAUGUUGAAAAAACAGAGGGUUGUUUACAUAUGACUUGCAGGUGUGGAUUCCAGUUUUGCUAUGCAUGUGGAGCAACUUAUACUGAAACUCAUGGUGGUUGCCAGCCGCCAAUAUGAUCGAUUAUCAGUAUCAAGAAUAAAUGUGUGAGAUAGCAAUGUUGUAAAUCAAUGCUAUUUAAAGAGGUCUAUGACCUCUUUUGGCUCUGUUCAGCCCAUUUGUGUCAAGAAAUGAACUGAGCAUGACUACUGAUUUAAGUCUAUCAAUUAUUUUAGUAAGGAAAAUGUGCUUGUAUUAAUCAUGAAAAUACUCCAAUUUAAAUAUUAUUUUCUUCAUGAACUCAA